Molecule: messenger RNA, 1583 nt
Organism: Cimex lectularius (bed bug)
Lineage: Eukaryota; Metazoa; Arthropoda; Insecta; Hemiptera; Cimicidae
Gene: Eb1
Product: microtubule-associated protein RP/EB family member 1
Exons: 7
Coding region: 123-968 (281 amino acids)
Biological process (GO): spindle assembly; regulation of microtubule polymerization or depolymerization; protein localization to microtubule plus-end
Cellular component (GO): microtubule plus-end; spindle midzone; cytoplasmic microtubule
Molecular function (GO): microtubule plus-end binding
Source: RefSeq, a predicted model, not a curated record
UCACGGAUUUGUUAUAACAGGGGAGUUUGGAAGUCGAGCCUCAGGAGUCGAGUUUCAUGCGAUUGGCACUUUAACAACGUUCCACUGGCGUGAGAGGAGUUUCACCAACAGGGUGGGCUAAAAUGGCAGUUAACGUGUAUUCAACUAAUGUAACAUCAGAAAAUCUUAGCCGACAUGAUAUGCUCGCUUGGGUUAAUGAUUGUUUACAAUCAAAUUUUACUAAAAUUGAAGAGCUCUGUACCGGUGCUGCAUACUGUCAAUACAUGGAUAUGCUUUUCCCAGGGAGUAUACCAGUGAAAAGAAUAAAAUUUAAAACCAAUUUAGAACACGAGUACAUACAGAAUUUUAAGCUGUUACAAGCUGCUUUUAAGAAGAAAGGUGUUGAUAAGAUUGUUCCCAUUGACAAACUUGUUAAAGGCAAGUUUCAGGACAAUUUCGAAUUUCUCCAAUGGUUUAAAAAAUUCUUUGAUGCUAAUUAUUCUGGGCAAGAAUACUGUGCAAUAACAGCCCGCAGCGGAGAAGCAAUGGGAGGGGGGUGUGCAAGCAGUGCUACCACUAAAUCAAACAACUUAAUCAACAGCAGUAACAGUAGAAAGACCAAUUCUUCCAAAACCGAUUUGACGGCCCAACCAGCAACUAAAUUGGGAAAACCUGUUGCCAAAUCAAACAGCCGAAUUGGAGGUAUAGUAAACUCAAAUACAGUAACCUCUUCGAGAUUAAAUAGUGAUCUACAUAAAAUUGAAGAACUGAGUUCUCAGCUUUCUAUGACAAAACUCACAAUUGAUGGAUUAGAAAAAGAGCGUGAUUUCUAUUAUGGUAAGCUCAGAGAUAUUGAGGUCGUUUGCCAAGCACAUGAAGGUGAAUCUCCUGUCCUUCAAAGAAUUCUAGAUAUUCUCUAUGCCACAGAAGAUGGAUUUGCUGCCCCAGAAGAUGUUUCUGAAGGACAAGACCAGGAUGAUGAAUAUUAAUUUCAUUUAGUUAAACUUCAAGUUCAGUAAAACUUUGUGUGUGUAUAUAAAUAUAUAUGUGCACAAUAUAUAUUUAUAGUAUUAUUCAGACAAGCAUACAUAUUUGAUAUACAUAUGUAUAUACACACACACAAAAGUUGGUGAUGUCUUUUUUGCACCCUCAAGUUUUGGUUAAUUCUAGGCUCACUUCAAAUUGAUUUUCAAGUUUUUCUAUGUUGAAAGUUCUAUGUUAUUAAUGUUCAAUUGUUAAAUGUGAUGGACACAAUUUGCAAGUUAUUUUUUCGUAUAGAGGGGAGAUAUUUUUUAUAAUUAUUUAGUAAAAUUUCAGAUUAUUAUCGUUUAAACAUUUUAUUAUAUAGCAGAUCAAUGAAUGCUUGAAAAAAAAAAAAAAAGAUACUCUCUAAAUAUAAUGCAGUCUAUAUAUUUUAAUAAUUGCUGUGCACUUAAAGAUUAUACAUUGCUUACGUGCAUAUGUGGCUGAUUCUUUUCAGUUUUUUUAAAUAAUGUCUUCGUACUGAUCCAGAAAAGAAAUAAAGCUUAUAUUUAAUUUAUUCACAAACUAAAGUAACAAUUUUGUUGUAAGUUGACAUAAUUUUUAAUAAAUGGCUUAAUUUA